UAGAUAGAUAGCUGGUUAGUCAGAGAUUAUAAUUAACAAGAAUAGAAAGGUGGUGAUCUUUUGGGAUUCCUGACUUGUAAUUUCCUUGUUAAAAUUCAGCAUUAACUGUCACCGGCUGUCAUCUCAAACUAUCACCACGCCGCGGCGCUACGUCACAAUCACGGCAGAAUUAUACAAGGGUGCCGAAAAUAUAAGACACAUGGAGCAUGUCGUAAACUGGAUCACGGGAACCAACUACAACUCAUUGACCAUGCCCUGCCCUGGGAAGCUCGCGCUGCUGUUCUGUUACGUGGUGACUUGUGUGUGUUGGGUGGCGGCUUUCCCGUUCUAUGCCACCCAUAAACUUCCCUCAUCUAACGUCCCCGUGAACUGUGGGCGGAAUCAGACAGUUUUCAUGGUGACCGGGCUGGGUCAUAGGUUGUGUGGGGAGGAUUACUUCAUCACCAAAAAGGACAACAUGACACAGUUCGGAAAAGAUUUCAAGAUCUACAUGGACGACUGGCCCACGUUGUGUAGGAUGGACUCCGACAACGAUAAUCGGACUAAUGGGGAGGAGCUGGGGGACCCGGAUUGUGACUGGAUAAACAAGGACGACAGGAUAGCGGUCAGCCACCCAGGAUAUGCUGAAGAAGUGGUAAUAGACGAAAAUGGUAAUUCCACUUACGUCAUAGUGGACCAAGAGGAGGCGUGCCAGACGCCGGACAGAGUCACGUGUUCCCGGUACGUCAUAGGACAGGGACUAAUCCACAAACGAUAGCACGUGACCGUGGUCAGGAGCACGUGACCCGACGGGUGGGCCCCCUAAGUCUUUACAGCAUAGGACUGUGACGUUGAUGUGAAUUCAACAGUUGGAUUAGGAUUUUAAUAACCGUCGUCACGUCAUUUUUGAUUUAUGCAUUUAAUUGACGGAUCGGAUUUGUCACUUUGAAGAAAAACCUGUGGUGUUCUUUGAGUGGAAUAUAAGCUCGCCCGGACACUGGGGUGUAAUUGUGAUAUUUACUGUGAAGUGAUUUGUAUUUAUGCUUCUUUUGUAUUCGUUUAAGCUUUAUAGUAACCUUAAUUGUUAAUCAUAAACUAUUGAUAAUUCUAAAAGGUGUCGUGUCUAAAUUUUAUCGGCCAGUGGUAUUUUUGACAGAUGACACAAUUUCACAAUGCCUCCAUGUUUCAUAUUCAUUAUUCUUCUAGAUUUACACUAAUCAAAU
Messenger RNA from Magallana angulata, 1202 nucleotides. RefSeq names its product temptin-like. Lineage: Eukaryota; Metazoa; Mollusca; Bivalvia; Ostreida; Ostreidae. Bases 200 to 757 code for a protein of 185 amino acids. The record is from RefSeq and is a predicted model, not a curated record. The transcript is spliced from 3 exons.